AUGUAUAGAUUUCCACAAAAUUUGAACUUUGGAAUUGUUAUCUGUAUUCUUGUUAAUCAAAUACAUGGUAGCUUAAAGAUUGUAGCCGAUUGUGGGAAACCUGCUGAUGUUGGAGAUUCGGUUUUACUAACAUGUUCCGUUUACGGAACACUGGCCUAUGGUAUAACGUGGAAGCGAGGUGAUGUUCUCAUAGCUACUUGCUUUCGGGACAUGAAGUGCAAAUCAGAGGACCCGGCUCUAUACAGAGUUGGAGUUGAUGUUCAUCCCUCCAAUAUGCAACAGGUGACGCUUAGCAAUACAACUUACAGUGAUUUACUUUCAAGUUUUACUUGUUGCGAUGGUCUAGAUUGUAAUGAUAAUUCUACCUGCCGGCUACGAGAAAAGACAUGGGCAACAACGGAAGCAGACUGUGGUAAAAGAGCUAUUUUAGGCCAAUCGACUGUAUUACGAUGUAUGUUAUCGAGUAAGAUACACAAUGGUAUUCGAUGGUAUCGUAACCAGAUACUCAUAGUACAAUGCGAUACACAGAGAAACUGUAAAUCAUUAGAUGAUCGUUUUGAAGUUUUCAAGACACACGAUGCCAAAAAUCAACAAGUAAUUAUCAAAGAGGUCUCCACACAAGAUUUACACAGUCAAUUUACGUGUGUUGAUAAUUCACUAAUUCCUCCGUCAUUACCAUUAGAUUCAACUUGUAGACUCACGCAAUUAAUAAGUGCAGCCGAGAAAACAGUCCUGUAUCAUAUAAUUGGAAUGGUGCUGGUAGGAACUGUCAUUCUUUUCCAAUUAUAA
This is a messenger RNA of Lottia gigantea (owl limpet), 789 nucleotides long. RefSeq lists its product as hypothetical. The record is from RefSeq and is a predicted model, not a curated record. NCBI's taxonomy places the organism in Eukaryota, Metazoa, Mollusca, Gastropoda, Lottiidae. Bases 1 to 789 code for a protein of 262 amino acids. The transcript is spliced from 4 exons.